GUCGGACUCCCAGAACUGAGGAGGAGGAGGAGGCGGUAGAGGAGCCCCGCUCAGCCAACUCCACAGCGUGUUUGAGCAAAAAUGAAACAUGGAUGAGGAGGUCCACGAAAGUUGGGAGGAAGCUGCCCAUUGUAGGAAAUAGGACAACAUCCAACCAAAACCGACGACUCCAGACCUGAAUGAUGUUCCCUGGCCCAUCAUCGGAGCCAUUUACUGUUUGCCAAAGGUUAAUCAAAAUGGUCCUUAGGGAAGGGUGGCUGCUAUAAAAAAAACUUUAAAGAAGAAAAACAAGCAAAAAAAAAAAAGGAAAUGGAAAAACGGUUAGAAGAGAAGCUUCGGAUCAGCCCGAGAGAAAAGGAUUCUACUAAUUCUUCCAGAUCUCCAUUAAAGACAACCAUGGUGAUUCAGGACAACUCUUUACCAACAGCACCCUCGCCUCAGAUCCGAAUCUUGAAGCGACCAGCAAGUAACGGGUCAUUGGCCUCCUCCAUGAAUCCAAACAGGCCUACUCCUCAAGUCAAGUCCCUGGCCCAGCGGGAAGCAGAGUACGCAGAGGCCAGGAAACGAAUUCUGGGUAGCGCCUGCCCAGAGGAGACUCCUCAGGAAAAGCCCAACACUGACAGGCCAGCGCGCAAUAACUCCACAAUGCCUUCAGAGGACACCAGAUCUAACAAUCACACUGUCCGGCAGCCCGCCGGCCCAGAUGGCACCCAGGGGUUCCGACAGCACAGAUAAGCAGGCCUCUGGGACGACCCAGCCAUGGAGGGGAGAGAGGGAUAAAGAGCUGCCUGAGAUCAAACGCAUACUGUAUUCUUAAAAGGUCCUUCCCUUAGUUCCCUCAUAUCAGCAGUCUGUGAGAAAGUCAGGGAACGAGGAACUCCAGGAGGAAGCCAAACUUAAAGGAGCUCUCGCCUCUCUCCCCUGUUCAUGUUCAUUUGGCACUGUGAUUAUGGACAUAUUCUGGAUUCACUGUGAUCAUCCCCCUUUAAGAGACGCCCCUCAGCCUCCAUCUUUUUUAUUUUUUUUUUAUUGCUUUUAGUUCUGUCUGCCUAGGGAUGUAGGAAGAGCAAACAAAGACUUGAACAGUUCAAAGAUGAGGUGAAAUAAGGGGUCCUAAAACUAGAUCAGCUGGUUCAUGUACAGCAGCUUCUUCCCAGCAAUAACACCAGCUUUCACUUUUCAUCAAUUUCUUUUAAUCACUUGUCUUUACUGAAGGGAUGCACUGAUAGCUUUUAAAUAAGGAUCAGUUCUUACACACCACUAAGUCUGCUUAUUGGAAUAGUGGAAAUGAGAAUCACUUUUCUCUGCGUUCUGGUCUGGAGGUAGAACGGUAGCUUAAAUAAGCUCUCCUGCCUGUAGCCGGUUGUGUAUUAAAUAUACGUUCAAUGUGGGAAACUGUUAAAAGUAUCAGUGCAUACCUUAAUAUAGAAACUGCCUUUUGUUUUUAAAAUCGGAGGUCAGGGGUUGUGUGUGUGUGUGUCAAGCAUAUAUCUGACAAGUUUUGUUUACUUUUUUUUAAGCUUUUAGCUGUCUGUCUUUGACAGUUGCAUACUUUCUAUUUAAGAGUAAAUAAGAAUGAACAGGAGAAAAUGGAUUUAAGUCAGGUUUCAAGUAGCUUUUCUGCCCUUUUAUUUGAAACGGCAGCAGUAUAAGAGCAGUAUUUUAGAUAAACCAAAAGCCCAUUUACAAAAAAAACAUAAGGGGCUUCAUUUUUAUGAUUUUAAAAAUGGUCUUGGCAGGAAUUUGAAAAGAAUAAAUGCUAUUGUGUUUCUUCCCAUCCUCUUCUGAAGUAAAAAUAAUGAACUCAGGUCCAUGUGAAUGAAAUGAACGAAGAUUGUAUUUUUCCAGUGGGUUUGUUUUCUCAGACUGUGAGUAUUUAACUAGCGGUUCGCACUUAAAAAUGGUGCUCUGUUGAGCUAAAUGUAACGGAAAGGAGGUUGCUGUCUCAAUGUAAAGUCGUUGCUUGUCCUUAAAUGAAAUAGUUUGCGUCCCAAUGUCAGAACUGUAACUUCCCUCUUAGUAGGAUUGCUCAGUAACUGCUGAUCCGGAGCGGAGCGGCAGGUUAUGAACUGGAGAACUCGACCGCGUGGCUUUCCCGGACCGUUGUGCCCAGUUUAUGUUUCUCACCUUUUAUUUGUUCAGAGGAGAUCUCAAAGCCAUACUUGGUGUAAGAUCAUGAUCACACAAAGACUUGUGGUAAUGGGUUAACUUCAGCUUGUGCCUCCUGUAUCACAUCUUUACUUCCUGGUUGUUGAUUUCUAUUCUUUUUGGUUUUUAAAUAAUGAAAAUAUUUAAAGGGGGGAAUUAUCAAUAUUAUUGAAGAGAUUUUAGUUGAGGAAAUCUUAGUGGCAGAGAAAGAACAGAAAAUAUAAACUGCCUGUAAAUACUGAUUUAAUAAAUUGAUUUACUAAAAAUCACAUACU
This is a messenger RNA of Cyprinodon variegatus (sheepshead minnow), 2423 nucleotides long. RefSeq names its product SUZ domain-containing protein 1-like. Bases 310 to 735 code for a protein of 141 amino acids. The record is from RefSeq and is a predicted model, not a curated record. Lineage: Eukaryota; Metazoa; Chordata; Actinopteri; Cyprinodontiformes; Cyprinodontidae. The transcript is spliced from 5 exons.